Cryptomeria japonica (Japanese cedar) is the source of this 2300-nucleotide messenger RNA. RefSeq names its product phospholipase A(1) DAD1, chloroplastic. The coding region runs from base 558 to 2153 and encodes 531 amino acids. The record is from RefSeq and is a predicted model, not a curated record. NCBI's taxonomy places the organism in Eukaryota, Viridiplantae, Streptophyta, Pinopsida, Cupressales, Cupressaceae. Gene Ontology annotation, biological process: lipid metabolic process. Gene Ontology annotation, molecular function: glycerophospholipase activity. The transcript has a single exon.
CAGGAUCGAGUCACUGGCGCGCCGAUUUUCAGACAAAUUUGGCCAAUAGCAGCCUCAAACUUUUCUGUCAGAACGUAAACCACCCUCCUUUUAUCGUGCUCUCAUUCCUUCCUUUCAUUCCAAACAUGUCUGUGAUUUGACCUCAACUUUCUUCAAUCCAUAUCUUCAAUCCACACGUACGAUUUUUAUAUGAAAGCUCGUCGCUCGCAGCGGAAAAUGUUCAAGUCAGCGGAAACGAUCAAGAAAAUCUCCGGUGAAAAGGAUCGCUUUGCAAUGGCCGUCCAUAGAAUAAUUCAGCGAACAGAGAAAAUGGAAAAACAGACCACAAUAUUUAUCGGAAAACCCUAACUCAGAUUUAUUAAUGAUUAGGUGCGGCGGACGAAAAAACCUGCUCAGCACCGGCCGCGGAAAGGCCCCGGGGUUCGAAACCGGAUCAGUCAAGACGUCACCUUGUAAAGCUGUUAUUUGUACUUAACGAUCUCUAUAAAUCGAAUGGCUCGACGAUCCGACUCAAUCUAAUUCUCCAAUUUUUUCGCGUAUAAACCUUUGAUGUUUGAAUGCAGGCCGCAAAACCCCCGCUCUGUGCUUUGAAAUCUUUCACCGGGCCCGAAGGCGAUGGAUCCAAGUUCAAAAUGCCGGCUUUAUCAAAAAGAUCGUCUUUUAAUGUCCCGCUGCUUUCUCUGAGAUACAAAGAUGCAUGCUUUAAUGGAAUCCAAGCCUUAACAGCCGGUAAAUUCGCAAAGCAUUGGCCGAGCAGUGAGCAGAGCUUACAGUUUGUUGAAGAUUCCGGCAAUUUGGCUAAAAAGUCCGGCAAUUUGGCUGAAAAUUACGGCAAAUUUGUUGAAAAGUCUGGAAAUUUUGUUGAAAAUUCCGGCAAUUUUGCUGAAAAUUCCUGCAAAUUUGUUGAAAAGUCCGGCAAUUUGGCUGAAAAUUCUGGCGAUGCUCCAAGCUCUCCGAAGCAAAUGCUGGGACUGAAAUGGUGGGAGUACGCCGGAAGUAACGACUGGAAAGGGCUUCUGGAUCCAUUGGACAGCAAUCUGAGGAGAGAAAUCAUAAAAUACGGCGAAUUAGUUCAGGCAUCUUACAGUGCCUGUGAUUUCGAUCCUCAAUCCAGAACCUAUGGGCGCUGCAAAUAUCCCGAAGAAUCCUUGCUGACUCAGCUCGGGCUCCAGAGCACCGGAUACAGAGUAACUCACCACAUCCACGCCACGUCAGCCAUCAAAGUUCCCCAAUGGCUGACGGCCUUGGUCUCAUCGUUCUCCCACUGCGACGCCACGUGGAUGUCGCGGCGGACCAACUGGAUCGGCUACGUGGCAGUCUGCGACGAUGACGUGGAAGUCGCCCGGCUUGGUCGGAGAGACAUUGUGGUGGCCUUCAGAGGCACUGUAACUCCUCUCGAAUGGCUCGAGAAUUUUCGAGACAUUUUGACGCCGGUCACAGUCACCGGUCAGAGGGACACAAAAGUUCAAACCGGGUUCUGGAAUCUGUACACGUGUCGGGAUUCCAACGGGCGGAGCCCGUCGUCUGAUGUGUUAGAUGAACUAAAACGACUGGUGGAUUUGUACGCUGGGGAAGAAAUUAGCAUUACGGUUACCGGUCAUAGCCUGGGAGCAGCCCUUGCGCUUCUUUGCGCCUACCAGGUCGGUAAAGCCCGUUUCCGUUGUAAACCCCACCGUUCCGUUUCCGUUCCCGUUCCGGUGACGGUUUUUUCGUUCGGCGGGCCGCGAGUCGGAAAUCGAGCUUUUGGCCGGAGAAUCGAGGAGAUGAAAGUCAAAGUGCUCAGAAUGGUUAAUACGCAGGAUGUUAUAACUAAAGUUCCCGGCGUUGUGUUGAAUCAGGAUUGGUCCCGGAAAAGUUGGAUUUUCCGGUAUUUGGAACGGAACGGUUGGGCUUACAGACACGUCGGAACGGAGCUCCGAGUGAGUAAUAAAAAUUCUCCGUAUUUGAAACCUGAUGCGGAUAUGGCCUGCUGUCAUGAUCUCGAAGCUUAUCUCCACCUUAUUGAUGGUUUUUUCAGCUCCUCCGUUCCGUUUCGGAAGAGCGCAAAGAGAGAUAUUCUUAGGUUGCUUGUUAAUCAGAAAUCAAAUGUUCUUCUCAAAGCGGCUGCCGGUAAAAAUUCACGAGUAAACAGACGAGGAGAAGUUUCUUUAUGACGGAGAUUGGCUUCGUUUUUUUAUCUUGUCUGUUUAACUUGUGAGAAUUGUUUGCGGCAUCGGCUUUUUUGCUGUCGCGCACGAAAUUUUUUCCCUUUUGUUCGUCCAACGAUCAAAGGUUGUCUGUGAAUAAUCUUAGUAAUUCUG